GUUCUCGUUUACCCUUACCUAUUUUUGUUUAUUUGUACACUUUUUAUCAAUCUUAAAAUAAUUUGUUAAAUUAUAUUUGUUAAAUUAUUUAAUUAUGGUACAAUAUUCAAUUUUGUUGCCGACAUACAAUGAAAAGGAAAAUCUUCCGCUGAUCAUUUGGUUAAUUGUAAAAUACAUGGAUGCUGAAGAUCAUUCAUAUGAAAUAAUUAUAAUUGACGAUGGAUCACCGGAUGGUACCCUUGAAGUUGCUCAACAAUUACAAGAAAUUUAUGGAGAUGACAAGAUUGUAUUGAGACCCAGGGAACGCAAACUUGGUUUGGGAACUGCAUAUAUUCAUGGAUUGAAACAUUCAAAAGGCAAUUUUAUUGUAAUUAUGGAUGCUGAUCUAUCCCACCAUCCCAAAUUUAUUCCUCAAUUUAUUAAAAAACAGAAAGAAGGUGAUUAUGACAUUGUUACUGGUUCUCGUUAUGAAGGCGACGGCGGUGUUUAUGGAUGGGACUUUAAAAGAAAAUUUAUAUCUACAGCCGCUAAUUAUUUGACGCAAAUUUUAUUAAUGCCCGGAGUAAGUGAUAUAACUGGAAGUUUUCGUCUUUAUAAAAGAAACGUGUUGAAAUCAUUAGUCGACGAUUGUAAAUCCAAAGGCUACGUGUUUCAGAUGGAAAUGAUAGUGAAAGCAAGACAAAAAGGAUAUAAACUAGCCUCUGUGCCAAUCUCUUUUGUUGAUAGAUUUUAUGGUGAAUCGAAAUUGGGUGCUAAUGAAAUUGUACAAUUUGCUACAGGUUUGAUUACUUUAUUUUUAUCAACUCAACUAUGUUAAUUUAUAAUGACCAAUUUUUUAAAUCAAGAGUAAAUGUAUAUAGCAUAGUUAUUCAACUGAUGCUAUCAAUGAUAUUGAUUUGAAUAAACAAUUCCAUCAGUCAAUGCA
Messenger RNA from Tetranychus urticae (two-spotted spider mite), 925 nucleotides. RefSeq names its product Dolichyl-phosphate mannosyltransferase subunit 1 (gene Dpm1). Gene Ontology annotation, molecular function: dolichyl-phosphate beta-D-mannosyltransferase activity. NCBI's taxonomy places the organism in Eukaryota, Metazoa, Arthropoda, Arachnida, Trombidiformes, Tetranychidae. Gene Ontology annotation, biological process: dolichol-linked oligosaccharide biosynthetic process; GPI anchor biosynthetic process; protein O-linked glycosylation via mannose. Gene Ontology annotation, cellular component: endoplasmic reticulum membrane. The record is from RefSeq and is a predicted model, not a curated record.